GUGACUCGAUUCUCGGGGCCGCACAAAGUAAUACACGUACUACAGCCAUCGCGCCGGCGCCGGAACCCGUUCCCUCCCCGCCCGCGCAUUCCGCCCGCGCUCCAUUCCCUGCGACGGCAGUGCAGCACAGCCAAGUUGGUGGCCGUCCCACCAUGAGGUGGCCCAUCGUCCGUCGGGUUUACUAGCCCCAACCUUCGUCCGUGGCAUUGCAUUGCAUCGUGUUGUGUUGCAACAUGCUCAUCGAGCAUCGUGAUGCUCCACCACCCCAACCCACCGCCGACGACAGGCCGGGGGCUCUCAACGGGCCCUGACGAAGCGGCCACAGGCCGGCCGCCAAGCAUCAAGCGGCCUGCAGGCAUGCCUCGGCGGUGACGCGCGCCCGGGUGAGCACCACCUCGGGGCCUAGGAUAGUAGUCAGCGUUUGAUAAGGGCCGCCACCACCAUGCCAUGUCAUUCAUGCUUGGUCGGUCGCCGCGAGGGGAACCCGGAUCGGCGGCAGGCGUCAAGGGGCUUCGCUUCGGCACACCCCCGAGUGCACGGGCGGCAAUGAGUCCAUCCUGUCAGGCACAAGGCACGACACGCCGGGAGCUGCGGCAUGAACGGGUACGACGCCGCCCACGGGAGGACUGACGUCCGCCCACCUCCGCGAAGUGGUGUCCUCCCGCGUCCCUCGUCUUGCGUCUCUCGUCCCCUCCCCCUAGCCAGCUGGCUGCCUGGCUGGUGAUGGCGAUCGAUGGCGGCGAUAGCAGCGGGCCCUGCUUGUUGGGGUGGAACCACCACCACGGACAGACGGACGACUGCUGUUGUGCGCGGCCGCGAUGAAAAAAGACAAAGGGUUCAAGCUUGCAAAGCUAGUCGGCCUCCACCCGACACGAAAAGCUUGCCAUGGCGAGAUGGCAGCGCCGGCCGGCUUUCCCACAAAAAAAAACGACGGCCUCGCGCCCAGCAGCCUAUCGACGGGCCACCCGCAGGCAUGUCGUCCGUCGCGGCCCACAAAAGCCCGAUUUACUUGACAUUUCGCCAUCGCCGGGGACUCUCGCGGGCCCCGACUGAUGGCCGAUCCUCUUUGAGUUUGCUUCCUCGACCCAGCCAGUUCCGCUGCUACGUACGUACGUACCUCCGCACGCACGUACUGCAUUGCAACGGCUCUAUCUAUGCUUUUCUGUGGUCCCUUCGUCCCCUUGGCGGACGGCGGACCUGGCAAAGACGGGCCCUCGUCUUAUCCUACCCGUCCGUCGCCACAGCCAAACUCGAGGAGUCAUGCAGCUCCUCGCCAUAUUUGUCGCCUCUGCUCUCCUCCCUUGGCCUUUUUCUCUCCCCUAAACCGUUUCGCUGCAUGUCCGUCGUCCUCGAGCCCUGCACAAUCUCCAGGUCGUGCCUUGGGGUGUGAACGUCCCUCUGAGACUGUCUCAGGAGGCGACCAACACCACCAUCGCCACCACCACCAUUACCACAGACUGCUUCACCACGCACGCCAUGGCCGGCGAGCCAACCAACGACAGCGGCCCGGCCAGCGACGUGCCUACGCCCAACCCCAAGCCCAAGAAGCGGGUAGGGUGGCAUUCAAGCAGUGGCAGCGCCGGUGACCACUCUGCCGACGGCCUCGAUCCUCCCGCGUCCAGUCAUGCCAACCCUUUUCUCUCUCCCACGGUCUCUCCUCGACUCUCUGCCGCCGUCCUCACGCCCCCCGGGGCUCCGGACGCUCGCGAGCUCAGGAUGGCCUUGACCAAGGUCCUUUCGGACGAGCAGGAGCAGAGGGAGCAUCAGGAGCGCAUACAGCCUGUUCCUGCCAUCCUGGAGCCCUCCCCUCCUGCUGCGUCCACCCCCAGGACGCCUAGGCCAGCACUGAGACGCAACACGAGCUAUGACGCUCCAGAGGAACGCGAAAAGGCGGACUGGGCGGAGCAACGGACCAGCCAGCGGCAGCUUCACGCCAUGGACGACGCACGCCAGCGUGCGACCCUACUGGCCAUGUCGGUGGGGAGCGCCUCCGCCCCGGGAUCGAGACGCAACUCGGAAGACCUCGAGGCUUCAUUCCAGCAGCCGCUGAUCGGUAAUGCUGAUGACCACACCACGUCGCCGGCAGAUGACAGCGUCAUGGCGUCGCCGGUUCGUCCGGACCACCUGCAUCGCCGCACCCCCUACAGUCACAGGCGUGGCCGCGUCGUCGACAACCAGGCGGUCGCAGAGACGCUUGUCCGGUCCCACACGCGACGGGACAGGAGCAGAGACCUUUUCCAUCGUGAACCAGCUUCGUCCGGCACGAGCACCCCCGUUCUCAGCCAGGCUUAUACCCAAGACUACGUCCCUCGCCCCGACAAGUAUCGUGGCGGCAUCCUCUCCUCGCUGCUCCGCCUCUACCACGACCAUGAUCGAGGCGCUGGCAGCAACAACAGCAGCGGAUACACAACGCCUGUCAACCCCUCAACUCCUCUCAUGUCGCCUCACUCGUCACCUCCCUCGUCCAGGUCUCCCUCAAGGCCACCUUCCACAGCUGGUGGCCCCCGCUCGCGGACCAGCAGCGGCUUGUUCAGCAACCGUCGGGCGCAUCACUCGACGACGUCCCUGACCGAGCUCAUUAAGUCGUCGUCCAUGUUCGCCGCCCCCGCGGCCAGCGAGAUUCAUGAUCAAUGGACCGACAGACUGAGAAAGGAAAAGCUUCACAAGCCCAAGAAGGAGCAGAUCCGUGUCACCGUUCACAUCGCCGGCAUCAUCUCGCGGCAUCGCUACCUCUUAAAGCUAUGUCGCGCCCUCAUGCUGUACGGUGCCCCGACGCACCGCCUCGAGGAGUACAUGACCAUGUCUUCCCGGGUCCUCGAAAUCGAAGGACAGUUUCUGUACAUGCCAUCUUGCAUGAUCAUAAGCUUCGAUGACAGCACCACCCAUACUACCGAGGUCAAGGUCAUCCGCGAGCCGCAGGGCAUCGACCUCGGAAAGCUCAGAGACGUCCAUAACAUCUACAAGGAAGUCGUCCACGACAAGCUUGGCGUGGAGGAAGCGACGGAACGGCUCGAAAAGGUCAUGAAGCGCCAACCCAAGUUUCGCACCUGGUUCCGCGUGCCCAUGUAUGGCAUUGCCUCUGCGUGUGUGGCACCGUUUGCCUUUGAGGGCCGGUUCAUCGAUCUCCCAAUUGCGUUUCUUCUCGGCUGCAUCGUCGGUCUUUUGCAGCUAGUCUUUGCACCGAGCAAUGAACUGUACGCCCACGUCUUCGAAGUGUCGGCCGCCGUCAUUACGUCGUUUCUCGCUCGCGGUUUCGGCUCCAUCAACGGCGGACAGCUGUUUUGUUUUAGCACACUUGCACAGAGCAGCAUCGCUUUGAUCUUACCUGGGUACAUGGUGCUCUGCAGUUCGCUCGAGCUCCAAAGCCACAACAUCGUCUCUGGCAGUGUCCGCAUGGUCUAUGCCAUGAUCUACACACUCUUCUUGGGAUACGGCAUCACCAUCGGGGCCUCGCUCUAUGGGAUGAUGGACAAGCACGCCACCAGCGACACGCACUGCAAAGAUCCCCUCAACCGCGGCUGGUAUUUCUUGUUCGUGCCCGGCUUCACGCUCUGCCUCUGCAUCAUAAACCAGGCAAAGUGGAAACAGACGCCCAUCAUGACCGUUAUGGCGUUGGCUGGCUUCUGCGUCAAUAGCUACUGCAGCACCUACUUUGAAGGAAACAGCCAAAUCUCCAACAUGCUCGGGGCACUGACGAUUGGCAUCCUUGCCAACCUCUACUCGCGACUGGGGCGGCACGUAGAGAAUCUGUGGUUGGACUUUAUCGAGUGGUGGGAGUACAAGGUACGGCCACGUUUCACCCGCAGGAAGCGGCCGACGGCCGACACGUGGUCUCUGCCGUCCAUGUCCGACGUCGAGUCGCGUGCCGGAUCUCUCGAGAAACCACGGCGUCACCAGCGCAAGGUGGGCUACAGUCUUGCGGCGGCGGCCAUGCUACCGGCCAUCUUCGUGCAAGUCCCCUCUGGUCUGGCCGCCGGCGGUUCACUGCUCGCCGGCAUCACUUCUGCCGAUCAAAUCACGCGGAACGGGACCCAGGGCGGCAACAGUACAGUGGACACGAGCGCCAAGACCAUGGGCAGCCUGGACGGCACGGCUUUCAACGUCUUGUUCAGCGUCAUCCAGGUAGCCAUUGGAAUCAGCGUGGGCCUCUUCAUGAGCGCCCUGAUUGUGUAUCCGCUGGGAAAGCGGAGGAGUGGGCUCUUCAGCUUCUAAACCGACAGCGACGUAUCUUCAAAUCAUCCGAUAGAAUCACCAGUUCUUACAGUCGCGCGAUGGCGCCGGCUGAACAGCACUAUCAUCACCAUUUUUACUAAUAGAGCGAGGAGCUGGCUCGUCGCACUACUACGACUCAAUUCAUCUUUAGCCUACGACCGGCAUCAAUAAUGGCCGCACAUCAGUCGGCAGACGUUUCAUCGACGACUUCCAUCCUCCUACAGCGGAUAACAAUAUCGUACAUGAGAUUGACAGCGACUGGCGCACGGGAUCUGGGUACUUUUCAACUGUAUUUUGUAUGGGAACCAGCGCGGGUGCAUGGGUGUGUGUCUGUAUUUCUGGCAAUCUUGGGUGAAAGACUUCAUAAAAAGGGUGAUUUGAACGGGAGUUUUUGGUACAGAGGCUUUCAGCAUAUAAGCAUGUCGCUCGCCACAAUAAACGCCAUGUAGGCGACAACCUUGACGUUCGACUUGGACUCGACGGGUACGCGUGAUGUAUUGUCCGAGAAAUGAAGCACUGGCUUGAGUCGGGGUGCGUCUGGAGUAUCGACUUGCUGUUAACUGCGGCAAAAUACAGACGGGAGUUGCAUUUGUUUUUCGACAUGUAACGACCGCCAACAUGGAUGGGCAAGACCCUCAUCAUAGUGCGUCUACCUUAAUGAUGUAGGUAACGCUGCAGACUUUUAACUCCCUC
Molecule: messenger RNA, 4905 nt
Organism: Purpureocillium takamizusanense
Lineage: Eukaryota; Fungi; Ascomycota; Sordariomycetes; Hypocreales; Ophiocordycipitaceae
Exons: 2
Coding region: 1477-4212 (911 amino acids)
Biological process (GO): transmembrane transport
Molecular function (GO): transmembrane transporter activity
Source: RefSeq, a predicted model, not a curated record